Messenger RNA from Lotus japonicus, 961 nucleotides. RefSeq names its product MLP-like protein 328. NCBI's taxonomy places the organism in Eukaryota, Viridiplantae, Streptophyta, Magnoliopsida, Fabales, Fabaceae. Gene Ontology annotation, biological process: defense response. The coding region runs from base 72 to 515 and encodes 147 amino acids. The record is from RefSeq and is a predicted model, not a curated record. The transcript has 2 exons.
AAGUGUUUCUCAACUUGAGCUCGAUCGUGUAGAACUUUUUCCUUGUAUUGUUGAGCACGAAGUGUGUAAUCAUGGCUCAAAUUUGUGUCCUUGAGACGGCUGUUCAACUGAAAUCGUGUCCUGAAAAGUUAUACAACUUGUUCAAGAGCCAAAACCAGCACAUUCCAAAGAAAACUCAGAGUGAAAAACUGCAUGGCGUUGAGAUUCACAAAGGCGACUGGGAGACUCCUGGCUCUGUCAAGAUUUGGAAGUUCUGCAUAGAGGGAAAGGAGGAGGUAUUCAAGGAAAGGAUUGAACUGGAUGAUCUAAACAGAACUAUAACUUAUGUUGCCGUGGGAGGAAAUGUGUUGGAGUUGUAUAGAACCUACAAGACAAUCGUGAAGGUUGAGAAUGGAAUAUUGAAACUGAGAAUAGAAUAUGAGAAGCUCCAUGAAGACACCCCUCCUCCAAAAAAAUAUCAGCAAUUCGUCAGUAAUAUUGUUAGAGAUAUUGAUGCAAACCUUGUCAAAGGUUAACCUAUGUUGUGGAUCAAGUUUCUCAUAUGAUUGUCUAAAAAUAUAAAGAAAUGCUAACAAUAUGCUAUAUUUUUUUUCCCUACAUACACACGUUUUUAUUGGGUAAAUUUAAUGUAUAUCCCAUAAAAAAAUGCACUAUUUUGUGGGAGUAAUCUAAAUUACCCAAUAAGAAUUUUUGUUGGAAAAAAAAUCAUGCAUGUCAAAUAAUAUAUUGUUACCAUUCCUAUAUAGAUUAUAUAUGAAUAAAUGAAACCUUUAUAAGAUGGUGUGAGUAAUGUAAUAUUCCAAAAUGUUUAUUUAUGAAAAUGUAGGUUCCUACGAGUACAUAUGGUUUUAGUUCUAGAGUUUAAUUGGAGGCCACACUUAUUGCAACUUGAGGAUAUGAUACUUACAUGCUAUGUAUGAUAAGACAUAUUUAAUCUAAGUAUCUAUUCCCCUAUACUUCA